AUGAUCGACUCCAUCGUUCUAUUUGCUGCUUGUUCCGUGAUAUACUUACUUUCCGGAGGAAGAUGGUCGAUUUUCGUGGCUGUAUCGGUCGGAUUUUGGCUCCUUCCAAGCAGUCCGAAAAAGGCAAUUGCACCAUUGCCAGCGGUUAAAGAGUCUCCAAUCUAUGCGGUUGAUUUCACCACUUCAUCCGAAGCAACUCUUGCUGAGGACUCUAGUGUCAAGCCAGUUCCCCGUGCCAUCCGCUCACGUGCAAAGAGGGCCCCCAAAAUCAUCAGAGCCGGGAAACAAGCUCCAUUGGCAGCCAAUGUCAACUCCCCCGCACUUACAAAGACAUCCAUAAAUUUACUUGACUCUCAAGUUUAUAUUUUCUAUACUACUUUGACCGGAUCUUCCCAUAGAGUGGCCAAGGCAUUGAAUGACAAGCUUGAUGCCUUACCUGACUUGAAACUCCCACCCAAGAUGUUGAGUCUUGAUGAUGAUUUGGAUGAUCUUGAAGAAUAUUUCAUGAAGACCCCCACUGAUGAAAAGAAUUACACAAAGAACAUUUAUUUGUUGGUUCUCCCAUCCUAUGAGACUGAUUCCCCCAUUGACUAUUUCUUGGAACAUCUUCAAGACACCUAUAACGAUUUUAGAGUUGAUAAGUACCCGUUGCGUCAACUCACAGGGUUUGCCGUAUUGGGACUUGGAGAUUCCGAAUCAUGGGGUGAGAAGUCCAAGUUUUGUUAUCAGGCCAAGUUGGCUGAUCGUUGGAUGGGUAAACUUGGUGCCAGAAGACUUUUCCCCAUGGGGGAAGUAUGUAUGAAAUAUCAGGGAGAACCUAAGGCCAACGAAUGGAUUCAAAGCUUUGCCGAGCUUUUGAAUGAUGAUGAACCCUUUUAUAUUGAUGAAGACGUUGAUGAUAGUGACGUGGAGGCUGAUGGGUCUGGCAAUGAGGAUGCAGACACUUUGGUUGAUGUCGAAGACAUGGGUGAUGUGAUGAGAAAGCAAGGACAGGGACUCCCAGUCAAAGAAAUGGUUGCCAAGGACUCUCCAACCUACAAGUCACUCACCAAGCAAGGAUAUACCAUUGUUGGGUCACAUUCCGGAGUGAAGAUUUGUCGUUGGACCAAGUCUGCCUUACGUGGGAGAGGUUCUUGUUAUAAGUUUGCCUUUUACGGGAUCAAAUCUCAUCUUUGUAUGGAAACUACCCCAUCUUUGGCAUGUUCCAACAAGUGUGUAUUUUGCUGGCGUCAUGGAACAAACCCUGUGGCCAAACUGAACUGGAGAUGGGAGUUGGACCCACCGGAAAAGGUCAUGGAAGGUGCACUCCAAGGACAUUACCAAAAGAUUAAGCAAAUGAGAGGUGUUCCAGGAAUUCAGAUGGAUAGAUUCCAAGAGGCUUUCCAAGUGAGACAUUGUGCCUUGUCACUUGUAGGAGAACCAAUCUUCUACCCAUACAUCAAUGAAUUUGUUGGUAUGUUACAUGAACAACAUAUUUCUUCGUUUUUGGUUUGUAAUGCCCAACAUCCUGACCAAUUGGCCAAAUUGAACAAGGUGACCCAAUUAUACGUAUCCAUUGACGCCCCCACCAAGACAGACUUGAAGAAGGUGGAUAGACCUUUGAACAGUGACUUUUGGGAAAGACUUGUUGCAUGUUUGGAUAUCUUACGUACCACUCAACUGCAUCAACGUACUGUUUUCCGUUUGACUUUGGUUAAGGGAUUCAAUAUGACUGAUAUCGAAAGUUAUGCCGAUAUGGUGGAAAGAGCCCAACCUUCUCAGAUUGAAAUCAAGGGAGCCACCUUCUGUGGCUCUUCCACUGGGAAUGGGAACCCAUUGACAAUGCAAAACAUUCCAUUUUAUGAUGAAUGUAAGAGCUUUGUCGAGAGUUUGGCCAAGGAAUUGCAAUCCAGAGGACAUCAAUACGAAAUUGCAGCAGAACAUGCUCACUCCUGUUGCAUUUUGAUGGCACAAAAGAAGUUCUUUAUCGAUGGUAGAUGGCACACCCAUAUCGAUUACCCCAAGUUUUUCGAGCUUUUGGAGAGUGGUGAAGAUUUUGUGGACUUGGAUUACGUGAAACCAACGCCAGAUUGGGCCGUUUGGGGGUCUUACGAAGCUGGCUUUAACCCUGAUGAUACAAAGUAUGACAGAAAGGCUGAGAAGUUGAGAAAGAGAUUGGAAAGAGAAGAGGCUGGGGAUGCAUAUGUAGAGAAGAAGAAGGAAGAAAUUGUUGUAGUGGAGACAUGA
[Candida] anglica is the source of this 2226-nucleotide messenger RNA. Lineage: Eukaryota; Fungi; Ascomycota; Pichiomycetes; Serinales; Debaryomycetaceae. The record is from the annotation of a GenBank genome assembly.